GAGAGAUAUACUUUAUUCUUCCUGAGGGAAAUUUUAGGACAUAUGUUGUCGUUGUCGAUAACAACGUAAGGAUAACUAAAGAAGAGACGUUUGAGCUUGUUCCAGUUCACGUUGAGAGAGAUUGAACCUGUCGGCAGCAGACCAAAUAGAAGCCCAUUUGAAGAUGGAUGGAAGAGGAGAGUCGAGAGGACUAUGCGGCAUCAUUAUUGAAUACUUUAAAGACUCCUUCAGACCAAGAGGGGCCAAGAAAGUUACGGCUAAUGUGGACGCUGCUGAGAGAAGGGAAAAGGAAGAUGAUGGUAAUAAAGCUUCUGGAGAACUAAAGGAAAGAUGGAUGUCUUGUCUAUGGUCUUUUCCCAUACACAUCCUUGUUCAUGACGCGAACGCUCCUGCUGCCCAAGCUGCCAGUCAGCAGUCACACCCGGGAAGUGCCCUAACGGGUCUGCCACCACCUAACCCGUCCUUGCCUCUAGUCCAGGGCUGUGGGAUCUCCAAGUGUCCUACAGCUUCCCAGCCUGCUGACGACGAGGCUGUCUCUGCCCCAAAGCCUGUUGCUACUGCAGGCCAACGAGCUGCUGCUGCACCUCCACUGCCAGCGGACCAGACCUCAUCCCCACCCGGCACGUCAUCUUCUGUGACACAGAGGAAAAUAUCUAAAUCAUCGCCCAUCAACAAGACAACCCAUAUUGCAGAGGAUGAGGGGACUGAAAGAACAAAGAAAGAUGAUGGAGAUGCGACGACAAAAGUCCUUGUUCAUGACGCGAACGCUCCUGCUGCCCAAGCUGCCAGUCAGCAGUCACACCCGGGAAGUGCCCUAACGGGUCUGCCACCACCUAACCCGUCCUUGCCUCUAGUCCAGGGCUGUGGGAUCUCCAAGUGUCCUACAGCUUCCCAGCCUGCUGACGACGAGGCUGUCUCUGCCCCAAAGCCUGUUGCUACUGCAGGCCAACGAGCUGCUGCUGCACCUCCACUGCCAGCGGACCGGACCUCAUCCCCACCCGGCACGUCAUCUUCUGAUAGCGUGUUUGAUGUGUGUUAA
Messenger RNA from Sardina pilchardus (European sardine), 1039 nucleotides. RefSeq lists its product as uncharacterized. The transcript is spliced from 6 exons. Lineage: Eukaryota; Metazoa; Chordata; Actinopteri; Clupeiformes; Clupeidae. The record is from RefSeq and is a predicted model, not a curated record. Bases 164 to 1039 code for a protein of 291 amino acids.